AUGAGCACCCGCACGCCGUCCGUACAGAACUUUGCGCAGGUGAUGAUGGUCUCUUCGCCCGCGCUUCCGACCUCGGCCAAGCCCGACUCGCCCAUCGCUCAGCGCAAGAUCAACGAACAAAACCAACCCCAGCCUGCAAUGAGCAAGAUGUCAAUGCGCCAAGUCGCCGCAGAGGAGAUCCUGAGCAGCGAACAGACGUACGUCGACCAGAUCCAUCUGUGCAUUGAGAGCUACAAGAAGCCGAUCCAAGCAAGCAAACUGCUGGAAGACAAGGUGGUGCGCGAUCUCUUUUCCAACGUCGAAACGAUAUACGCUGAGCUCAAAACGAGAAUGCGACGGUGGACCUCACCAACAGAGAAAAACAGCAUCGGCGACGUCAUGACUCGAUUGAUCCCCUACCUGAAGAUCUACCAGGAGUACAUCAAUAACUACGAGAACUCAAUCAAAGUGCUGAACAAGCUUCUCGAGAAAAACUCCAAGUUUGUGCAAUUGCUCAACUGCCUGGGGUCUGGCUCAUUCUUGGGCAAGCUCGGCCUCGAUCUGUUACGAGGCGUACCGGUGCAGAGGAUCACUCGCUACGUGCUUCUGCUCAAGCAACUGCUCAAGUACACGCCUGAAGAUCACGUGGACUUUGAACAACUCAGCGAUUCCUACGAUAAGAUGUACGCACUGGCCGAAUACAUCAACGAGAAGAAGAGAGAGCAAUUGCGAGAAUCCGAUAGUUCACCUCAGAUCGCACGGGAACACAAGUGGAAGACGGAGAGCAAGAGCAAGACCUGCGACUACUGUGGGCAGAUGGCGAUGGGCUCUCAUUUGAGAGUGCACGAAGAGUGCAAAAGCAAAGCGCCAAUGUACUGCUCGGACAGAACGAAGGUGAGCCUGGUGAAGCACAAUCGCUAUUUGAUCGAGGAAGCCGAGUUCAUGCACAAGAUGACGCCCCUGGAUCACCCGGACUCGCGUGCGAAGCUAUGUGCUGCGUUGGUUUUGGUGGUCAACGACGGGCUGGUUAUUGUGCACAAGUCCGAGCACAGCGACAAGUACGCCCUGUUGGCCUUUGUGCGAUGGUUCAAGAAGUCGACCAACGAACAUGCUAUCCUUAACGAGAAUGUGACCGACACUGCCUUCUCUGUUACGGACCCUCGGUCACGCAUGGUCCACACCUUCUCCACCGAUUCCAAGGAGAAAAAGGAGCACGUCGUGGAGCUCGUCAGGUCGCUGAUGAACAAGUGGCACACGGGCAUCCUCGAGAAGCAAAGGGAAACGGAGGAGGUCAAGGAGCAGUUCAAGGGCCUCACCUUCAAGAUCCUCUUCACCGUGCCGGUGCACUCGUCCACGGAGAAGGAGUUCAUUGCCUAUGUGGUCGAACUUCGAAUGGAGAGCGGGUCGGCUACCCUCAUCAAGAGAUAUCGCCAAUUCCUAUCUCUUCACAAGAAGCUCAAAACGCUGUACAAAAACGUGCCCAAGUUCCCGGGCAAGAAGUACGUGGGCAACACGGCACCGAGAUUUGUACAGAAGCGGUGUCGGCAACUUGAAGCGUAUCUCAACAAGAUCAUCACCUUCCCUGGCGCCUUCGACGUGGAGGAAGUGCGAACUUUCCUGAUGACCACCAUAUCUUCCAAGGGCGAAGAUGAAAAGGCUCUCAUCAAGAGAGGUUGGAGCAAGGACAAGGAAAAGAUUGAGGAGAUCUCGCGCCAGCGAAGCAACACCGUGUCCACUUACCUGGAAACGGUGCGGCUCAGCACCUACACCCCCCGUGCCAGCGUCUACGGCUACGAACCACCGCGCAGCGUAGGCGAGGAGCCGAGCGGCGAGCGGACGCCGCCGGACCGGUCGAGCGUUGACGACUCCACCGCCACGGAGGACUCCUCCGAUCCGCUCACGCAGUCGAGCGGACUGGUCCGGACCACCGCCAAUCAGCCCCUGGGCGCCAUCGGCCGGUUAUCGCGAGGCGAAGGGGACAUGUCCACCAAGGAUACCGCGCUGUGGGAGCGCAUGCAGCGGUCGAGCGGGCAAGUGGCACUGGCCGAGCACAACAACAACGACAACGACAACAACGACGAAGGUGAAGAAGGCGAUACAGAGGCGACCACCAUCAAGCCCGCGGGUAAUGACAGCGACAGCGACGCCGGCCACUACGACGCCUCGGCGGACAAGCAGCGGGCCGUGGUGCUGUACGACUUUGUGGGCCAGGGCACGGAAGAGCUGGACAUCGUGGCGGGCGACGUGGUCACGGUGUGGGAGCGCAGCAACGACGAGUGGUGGUUCGGCUCCGUCAACGGUCGCGACUUUGGCUUUUUCCCGAAGAUCUACGUCCAGGUGCUGGGCCUCGACGAUCAUGGGCGACACCAGUAG
Molecule: messenger RNA, 2352 nt
Organism: Acanthamoeba castellanii str. Neff
Lineage: Eukaryota; Discosea; Longamoebia; Acanthamoebidae
Product: RhoGEF domain containing protein
Exons: 18
Coding region: 1-2352 (783 amino acids)
Molecular function (GO): guanyl-nucleotide exchange factor activity; phosphatidylinositol binding; protein binding
Source: RefSeq, a predicted model, not a curated record